AUGGCCAAUUUGUGGCAACCCCCUCUGAACUACCUCAACAGACCCGUCACCGUUUUAGGUGCUGGUGUUCUCGGUCGUAGGAUAGCAUGUAUCUGGGCGUCGGCAGGAUACAAUGUGAAGAUUCGGGAUCCCAGCGCACAGCAACGUGCCGAUGGCGUUGCGUACGUUGAGGAAAACGUGUCUUCGUACGCUCAAAAGACUGGAAAGUCUCCUGGAAAGGCAGAGGCGUUUGAAGAUAUUCAGACUGCUGUCUCGGAUGCAUGGCUUGUUAUAGAGGCUGUUCCGGAAAAGAUUCAGCUGAAGAUCGAUACUUUUGCCGAGCUCGACAUUCUCACACCUACCGACUGCAUCCUGGCUUCGAAUUCAUCUUCUUACAAAUCAUCCGAAAUGCUGGAGAAGGUGUGUGAUGCUAGGAAAACUCAGAUCCUGAACAUGCAUUACUAUAUGCCUCCGGAAUGCAUGAUCGUUGAGCUUAUGACAGACGGCCAUACAAACCCGGAGAUUUUCCCAUUCAUGGUUGCAAGGUCACGAGAAGCAGCGACAUUACCGUAUGUUGCAAGGAAAGAGUCUACAGGCUUCAUCUUUAAUCGUCUCUGGGCCGCUAUCAAGCGCGAGGCUUUGACCAUCAUGGCCCAAGGGGUAUCGGUUCCGGAGGAGAUUGACUCCAUGUGGACGGAAAUGUUCAUCAAAGGUGGCAUGGCGCCUUGCCGAGCCAUGGAUAAUGUUGGUCUUGAUACGGUGGCUUUCAUAGAGAACCAUUAUAUCGCAGAGCGUGGCUUAUCCCCUGAGUAUACUGUCGACUAUUUACAAAGCAACUUCUUGGACAACGGGAAGCUGGGGACCAAAUCUGCUAAGGGUGGCCUCUAUGCUCCUUCGGAAGCCAAGCCCGCCACUAACGGUACCUCGAACGCGCCCAAAAUGCUCGUUCUGGAUGUUGGUCUUUCUGCUGCCGCACCGAGCAUGAGCUCAGGCGAAAUUCUCCAAUUUAGUCCCGGUGAAAAGAAGCCACAAGUUUUGGUCACGGGUCAAGCAUUGCCUGACGGUAUCGAUAUUGACCGUCCCAGUGGCCGUAUCUUCUGGUCUAACAUGGGCAUUCCGGGGAAGACUGAUGGAGCCAUUUACUCUGCCAACGCUGAUGGCACUGACAUUCGCACUCUUGUGGCUCCCGGCAUUAUCAACACCCCCAAGCAACUGAUUGUCGAAAGUUUGGACAAGAAAAUCUACUUUAGCGAUCGUGAGGGCCUUUCUGUUUACCGCUGCAACUUUGAUGGCUCUAAUCUGGAGUUAUUGAUCCAGAACGGCGAUCUUGAGAACCAGGAGCAUAGACAAGAUGUGUCGCGAUGGUGUGUCGGUGUCACCGUGGCCCCCAAGCUGGGCAAGUUUUAUUGGAGCCAGAAAGGCCCCUCAAAGGGCAGCCAAGGCCGGAUUUUCUGCGCAAACAUCGCAACGCCCGCAGGCCAGACGGCCGAAACAAGAGAUGAUAUCAGGUGUCUUUUGAAGGAUCUUCCCGAAGCAAUUGACCUUGAGGUUGACGAAGAGACCAACGCUCUCUACUGGACUGAUCGUGGUGAAAUUCCCUUUGGUAACUCCUUGAACAAGGUUCAACUGGAUGAGUUUGGCCUUACAUCAAAGUCUCUCUCUUUUGGAGAUUAUGAAGUGCUCACGAGGCAUCUCAAGGAGGCUAUUGGCCUGAAGUUGGACACCAGGAAUGGUCAUAUCUACAUGACUGAUCUCGGAGGCAACAUUUACCAGUGCGAUCUCGACGGCAAAAACAAGAGUGUUAUCUACUCGGAUGACUACAGAGCUUUUACUGGAAUCACUCUGUUGUGA
Messenger RNA from Trichoderma aggressivum f. europaeum, 1830 nucleotides. RefSeq lists its product as uncharacterized. Gene Ontology annotation, biological process: fatty acid metabolic process. Gene Ontology annotation, molecular function: oxidoreductase activity, acting on the CH-OH group of donors, NAD or NADP as acceptor; NAD+ binding. The record is from RefSeq and is a predicted model, not a curated record. Lineage: Eukaryota; Fungi; Ascomycota; Sordariomycetes; Hypocreales; Hypocreaceae. Bases 1 to 1830 code for a protein of 609 amino acids. The transcript is spliced from 3 exons.